Drosophila bipectinata is the source of this 2389-nucleotide messenger RNA. It is a transcript of the gene Orct2, whose product is annotated as Organic cation transporter 2. Gene Ontology annotation, molecular function: transmembrane transporter activity. The record is from RefSeq and is a predicted model, not a curated record. Gene Ontology annotation, cellular component: membrane. NCBI's taxonomy places the organism in Eukaryota, Metazoa, Arthropoda, Insecta, Diptera, Drosophilidae. Gene Ontology annotation, biological process: transmembrane transport.
UUUUGGCAACACGUGUUGCGCCAUAAUUACCGCAGCAGAGAACCUUGUGCGUGCGGUCUGAGGUCUGGGGUCUGGGGAGCAAAGUACACGUCAUCGGCGCGCGGGGCAGUCCUCUCUCUGGUUCUCGGUUGUCGGCACUCGAGCUGGUCGCCAUCACGAGAUAGUGCCAAAAAAUUUGUGAUUCAUUAGCCGGCGCGGGCUCCAAUACAUCGGUCGUUCGAGAAACAGCUGCUCCAAAAGUAUCUGUAUCUGUUUCUGCAACGCGGCAAAGUAUCUGACUUUCAAAUGGGCUACGAUGAGGCCAUUCUCAAGCUGGGCGACUUUGGCCGCUAUCAGAAGAUCAUCUACAUCCUCAUCUGCCUGACCUCCAUUCCAGUGGCAUUUCACAAGCUGGCCGGGGUCUUCCUCCUAGCCAAGCCGGAUUUCCGUUGUCUUCUGCCCUUUGAGGAGCAGAACGCCACCUACGAACUGCCCCUCCACUUGUGGAACCUAUCGUAUCCCCAGGGGCAGGUUUGUGAGUACUACGAUGUGGAGUAUUCACCGGAGUACCUCAACAACAGCGUUCCCAGGAGCAGCAACCAGACGACAGGGUGCUCCCGCUACGUGUACGACCAGAGCAAGUACCUCAACAGCGCCGUCACCGAGUGGAAUCUGGUGUGCAAACGUGGCUUCCUGGCCGCCUUCAGUGACUCACUUUUCAUGCUUGGCGUGCUCCUCGGAAGUAUUGUGUUCGGCCAGCUGAGCGAUAAGUACGGACGCAAGCCCAUCCUCUUCGCCUCGUUGGUCAUUCAAGUCCUGUUUGGAGUUCUCGCCGGAGUGGCGCCGGAGUACAUCACCUACACCGCGGCGCGUUUGAUGGUGGGGGCCACCACCUCGGGCGUGUUCCUCGUCGCCUACGUCAUUGCCAUGGAAAUGGUCGGUCCCGCCAAGCGCCUGUACGCCGGAAUAUUCGUGAUGAUGUUCUUUUCGGUGGGAUUUAUGUUGACCACUGCGUUUGCUUACUUUGUGCACGACUGGCGGUGGCUUCAGAUCGCCCUGACCCUGCCGGGACUUCUCUUCAUGUGCUACUAUUGGAUUAUCCCUGAGUCCGCCCGCUGGCUGCUCUCCAAGGGCCGGAAAGAAUGCGCCAUCGCCAAUAUGCAGAAGGCGGCCCGCUUCAACAAGGUGGAAAUCAGCAAUGAGGAGUUGGGCGCACUUCUGGACGAGGGAGAGACCGAAGAGGACAAGGCCAGGCAGAAGCUGGAUGAUCAGGAGCGGGACGAUAGUCCGCCCCCCUCGGUGUGGGAUCUCUUCUGUUAUCCGAAUCUAAGGCGCAAGACGCUGCUCAUCUUCCUGGACUGGCUGGUGUGCAGUGGCGUCUACUACGGACUCUCCUGGAACACCAACAAUCUCGGAGGCAACGUGCUGGUCAACUUUGUGAUAUCCGGCGCCGUGGAGAUACCAGCCUACAUCUUCUUGUUGCUAACCCUCAAUCGCUGGGGCAGGCGAUCCAUACAAUGUGGAUCUCUGGUCUUGGCGGGACUCAGCCUGUUGGCCACCGUGGUCGUCCCGGAGAAGAUGCACACUCUAGUUGUGUGCUGCGCCAUGCUGGGAAAACUGGCCAUCACAGCCUCCUACGGAACUGUAUAUAUUUUUUCAGCCGAGCAGUUCCCGACGGUGGUCAGAAAUGUGGCUCUGGGAGCAGCUUCGAUGGUGGCUCGAAUUAGUAGCAUGCUGGCGCCUUUCCUUAACUACCUGGCCACCAUUUGGACACCACUUCCGCUGCUCAUCUGCGGAUCGCUUUCCCUGGCGGCGGGAUUGCUCUCGCUGCUCCUCCCAGAGACGCACAACAAGCCCAUGCUGGAGACCAUAGCCGACGGGGAGCGUUUUGGCAAGAAGACCAAGGGCGAUGUCUAUCUGGAAACCGGCCGAGAGCUACGUCCUACACCAGAAACCCAACCACUCAAUGAACCAGCCGAAAACGGAACCAAAGCCAAUGGCCACAAGUUUUAGGAAGAAUCUAAAGGUCUAAGAUCACUUGAUUUUUUCCUAAAAGAAAAGCUUUGCUGUGGGGCAUUUAAGAUAGAAGAAGGACCAAGUAUUACAAAUAUCAUUUCUGAAAUCUCACAAUUUACCAAAAACGAAAAAAAUAAGACACAAAGACAAAGGAAAUGAAGAGUAGAAUGAGUAAAUAGAUCACAUUUAUAUUAGCAUUUAGACAGGAAGCAGUGGCCUUGUAAGAUGGUACAAUUUCAAAGGAUUAGGGGUGACUACACCUCCGGGAAAUGUCUGGAAAAUGAUCGCAACGGAUAUCCCAUCCAUGACGCUGCAUAAUGAAUUCCUACCUUUACUUCAAUUAAUUAUAUUUACAAUCAUAUUCCACUGAAAUGUUGAAAUAAAAUCUAUUAUA